Molecule: messenger RNA, 1899 nt
Organism: Pisolithus orientalis
Lineage: Eukaryota; Fungi; Basidiomycota; Agaricomycetes; Boletales; Pisolithaceae
Exons: 3
Coding region: 266-1813 (515 amino acids)
Molecular function (GO): flavin adenine dinucleotide binding; NADP binding; N,N-dimethylaniline monooxygenase activity
Source: RefSeq, a predicted model, not a curated record
ACAAAACAUCCGUCAAACUAGCGGUUCAUAGCUAGUCUGUAUAGCUUCUCAACGAACAUAGGAUCUCACUCUUUGACUAACACCACGGGUACUUAACAAUGCCGUCGGACGGGGCAAUGCUACGGUGAAUAAUCCUACACAUCAUUGGCACCAAAGAUGAGCUCAGCAAGUAUGCGUGAGGGCGGAGGGGGAGGGGGGGAGAGAGCUAUAUAAAUGAAAACCACCACGACGUCUUUCAGUUCUCCUUCAUAAUUAUUAAGUGAACAUGAAGUUCGACCUUCGACAGGGAUCUUUGCCUCCGCACGGUGGGCUCGAAACUCACUGCGUCCAACAAGAUGCUUCAAAGUCAGUCGCUAUCAUUGGCGCAGGGAGCGCUGGACUGGCUAUGUUGAAAUCCUUGUUGGAUUUGCCAGUCGAGACUCGUGCGGACUGGGAUAUAGUUCUGUACGAGAAACGUGGGGACGUCGGGGGAAUAUGGUUGCCAGAUGCAUCACCCUCUCCUCCGCCAGCGGUACCCGAAACUCCGCUGUAUCCGCUGCUGCACGCCAAUACUCCUGUUCCCAUGAUGACUUACCCUGGCUUUCCGUUCCCACCUGGCACGCCCCUUUUCCCCUUGCACGAAUAUAUAGAGCAGUAUCACCGGGAUUACGCGACACAGUAUGGUCUCUGGCCAUAUAUCAAGUUCAACCAUACUGUGUUGUCAUCAUCAUGGGUGGGAACGCCGCAGACAGGACAUUGGGAGAUUAUUGUUGAAGAUGGCAACGGUAACCGGGUGCAAAGAUUAUUUGAUCAUCUCGUCGUUGCCAAUGGGCAUAACCACGCGCCCCACAUCAUAGUAUUUCCAGGACAAGAAGCGUGGCUGGAGAACGCUAAAGACGGACCAGAACGUGAAAUUCUGCACUCUGUAUGGUACCGCGACCCUAAUCAGUAUGUCAACCGAACUGUCAUAGUGGUGGGCGGCGGAGCAAGUGGAGUCGACAUCGCGUCUCAGGUGUCGCAGUAUGCCCACAAAGUUUAUCUCAGUGUUCGCAGUUCGCCACUGGAGACUCCAACAGGACCUGUGGAAAUGAAACCUGGGAUUUCACAUUUUACACCGGAAGCCGUCGUCUUUACGGAUGGGUCCGUGGCGCAAGACAUUGAUACGGUGCUACUGGGUACCGGUUAUGACCUACGGAUGCCUUUCCUAGAAGAAGGCGGGGAAGUGAUCGUGAAACCAGGAUCUAACAAGUCAGACGGACGCAAGCUGACCACCAACCUGCGUUACCUGUUCCCGCUCCAUAAACAUAUAUUUUCCCUGUCGGAAUCUUACCCGACGAACGCACUGGCUUUCAUCGGCCUCCCGAUAUUUAGCUUUAGCUGUGCCUUGGAUACUGCACAGAGUAUCUACGCCUCGUCGAUCAUUGCGAACGGCAGCCUGCUCGAAUCCCGAGCUGAAUUGUUGAACCAACUUGCGGACAGCGAGGAAGACCUUCGAAGCAGAGGGUAUGACCCGUAUUACAUUGGACAUAGGAUGGUCGAAUUUUCCACCUUCGAUUAUCAAGAGAGCCUCAUCGACACUCUACGAUCGAAGGGAGUAUUACCAAACCAAACCACCAGUUUCGUCGAUCCCUGGAGAAGGGAAUGCGUCCCAUACUGGAGCAAUGUCAAACGAGGAUGGAAAAGGCUGGAGGCACUUGGAUUAGCUGAGGAAUGGCUAGAGGGGAUUAAGAGUGAAGAAGAGUGGGUUGAGCUUAUGAGACGAGUGAAUGCGUGGCAGAAAGAUUGGGAGACGGUGCACCAGGUAGAAAUUCCAGAUGACAAGCUCGUGUAUUGAUGGAUAACAUCAUAUUCUAUCUGGUACUACGUAAUUAACGAUCAUAGAAGUGUUAUGGACGACGUUGCGACCAAGGAAGGUCUUAU